AUGUUACAGGGGACCACCAAACUUCCAUGGAAAUUUUCACACCAUCCAGCUGCUGCUGGUACGUUUUUCACAGUCAUGCUACUUGGACUUAAAUUCUGCACAUGCCAGGCUGCAUUAGGCUGGUUUGCUUACGAACCUGAAUGGUUUGAACAUGAUCAUGGAAAUUUUGCACACAUCGAGGCUCAAUCUGUUAAUUCAUUUGUUCACUAUCUCCAAAACGAUCCAAAAGCACUGGGUGGGGAAUAUGGGGGAUCUUUUCUUGACAUGGUAAGACACCGAUAUUGCUAUUUAUCAUGUUGUCAAGGCCGGCCCAAGGGCAGGGCGAGCUGGGCCGUCGCCCAGGGCAACAAUAUACCAUGGGGCAUCAGAUAUUGUCCAACUCUUAUGGGUAUCACUUGUGCCAAAAGUUUGAUCGCACAAAAAUAUUGUAGUGUUGAAAUGCCAAACAGAUGGCAGCAAUUCUUUAGCGGCUAA
Molecule: messenger RNA, 474 nt
Organism: Lactuca saligna
Lineage: Eukaryota; Viridiplantae; Streptophyta; Magnoliopsida; Asterales; Asteraceae
Source: the annotation of a GenBank genome assembly